Messenger RNA from Malus domestica (apple), 845 nucleotides. RefSeq lists its product as uncharacterized. The record is from RefSeq and is a predicted model, not a curated record. Lineage: Eukaryota; Viridiplantae; Streptophyta; Magnoliopsida; Rosales; Rosaceae.
CAGCUGGGCACGCAACCACGCGGUUUCAUUUUUCAUUUUAUUUUUGCAUCGAUCUCGUCGUCUUCGAGCUCUAUCCCUCCCUGACUCAGAUCAUCGGGGCUUCCAUGGACGAGGUACUCACUGCUGCUGAUGCCUCAUCAAAUGGAUCUGCAUCAUCACAGCCGUCCAUUCUUCCCUACAAUCUCCCCCUCCUCUCUGCCUUCCUGUCCUGCGCUCUCGCUCAGUUUCUCAAGCUCUUCACUACCUGGUACAAAGAGAGAAGAUGGGAUUCCAGAAGAAUGCUUGGGUCAGGAGGAAUGCCCUCAUCGCAUUCCUCAACUGUGACGGCGUUGGUAGUUGCUAUUGGUUUACAGGAAGGAACCGGAGGGUCUGCAUUUGCCAUUGCCGUAGUUUUGGCAUGUGUUGUCAUGUAUGAUGCCACUGGUGUAAGACUUCAUGCUGGUCGUCAAGCUGAAUUAUUAAAUCAAAUAGUGUGUGAGCUACCUCCAGAACACCCUGUUUCUAGUGUUAGACCUCUGCGGGAUUCACUUGGUCAUACUCCAUUGCAGGUUCUCGCAGGUGCAGUGUUGGGAUGUAUAGUAGCGUAUCUUAUGAAAAGUUCCAGCUAGCAGAUAAUUAGUACAACACAGGCUUUAGCGGUGAUUUGCAUUUCCACAAAAGAUUUCUCAACAUUUUUUCCCCCGCCGAUAGUGAAAGGAUUUAGCAAAAAGAAUGCCAAGUUUGUACCCAGGAAUUCAACUGUAAAAUCGCUAGAAAGUGCGUUUUAAUUUCCUUCAACAAUUGGCUGUAUGAUAAUAUGAUUGUUUACCCAAUUAUAUAAAGAUGAUUUUCAGCUUGGAUACUUA